CCGGCCGCUGCCUCCUGGGACAAUUCGCACGGCCCCAGGGGUGCACGGCGAUGUGGCCUCCGUCCAGCGCGCAGGCACGCCGGGGGGAUGCUCUGGCACCUGUCGGGGUCCCGGCCUAGCAUGGCCCGCGCGUUGCCCGACGUCGCCUCCGGCUAGGAUGGCCCCUCCGGGCCCGGCCGGCGCCCUCCCCACCUCUGCCGAGCCGCUGUCCCGCAGUAUCUUCCGGAAGUUCUUGCUGAUGCUCUGCUCCCUCCUCACGUCCCUUUACGUCUUCUACUGCCUGGCCGAGCGCUGCCAGACCCUGUCCGGACCCGUCGUGGGGCUGUCCGGCGGCGGCGAGGAGGCGGGGGCCCCUGGUCGCGGCGUCCUGGCCGGAGGCCCGCGGGAGCUGGCGAUGUGGCCGGCGGCGGCACAGAGAAAGCCCCUCCUGCAACUGCAACCGUGGCGGAGGCGCCGGCCGCCCGCGCCGCGCGCCAACGGAGAGGAGGCGGCCUGGGAAGAGGAGUCCCCUGGCCUGGCCGGGGGUCCCGGCGGCUCCGGGGCAGGAAGCAGCGUGGCCGAAGCCCCGCAGGGGACCCUGGCACUGCUCCUGGAUGAAGGCAGCAAGCAGCUGCCGCAGGCCAUCAUCAUCGGCGUGAAGAAGGGCGGCACGCGGGCGCUGCUGGAGUUCCUGCGCGUGCACCCCGACGUGCGCGCCGUGGGCGCCGAGCCCCACUUCUUCGACCGCAGCUACCACAAGGGCCUCGCCUGGUACCGGGACCUGAUGCCCAGAACCCUGGACGGGCAGAUCACCAUGGAGAAGACGCCCAGUUACUUCGUCACGCGGGAGGCGCCCGCGCGCAUCUCGGCCAUGUCCAAGGACACCAAGCUCAUCGUGGUGGUGCGGGACCCGGUGACCAGGGCCAUCUCGGACUACACACAGACGCUGUCCAAGCGGCCCGACAUCCCCACCUUCGAGAGCUUGACGUUCAAAAACAGGACGACGGGCCUCAUCGACACGUCGUGGAGCGCCAUCCAGAUCGGCAUCUACGCCAAGCACCUGGAGCACUGGCUGCGCCACUUCCCCAUCCGCCAGAUGCUCUUCGUGAGCGGCGAGCGGCUCAUCAGCGACCCGGCCGGCGAGCUGGGCCGCGUGCAGGACUUCCUGGGCCUCAAGCGGAUCAUCACGGACAAGCACUUCUACUUCAACAAGACCAAGGGCUUCCCCUGCCUGAAGAAGGCGGAGGGCAGCAGCCGGCCCCACUGCCUGGGCAAGACCAAGGGCAGGACCCACCCUGAGAUCGACCGCGAGGUGGUUCGCAGGCUGCGCGAGUUCUACCGGCCUUUCAACCUCAAGUUCUACCAGAUGACAGGGCACGACUUUGGCUGGGAUGGAUAACCAUAUAAUUUAAAAAAAAAAAAAAAAAA
This is a messenger RNA of Piliocolobus tephrosceles (Ugandan red Colobus), 1407 nucleotides long. It is a transcript of the gene HS3ST3A1, whose product is annotated as heparan sulfate-glucosamine 3-sulfotransferase 3A1. The transcript is spliced from 2 exons. The coding region runs from base 158 to 1378 and encodes 406 amino acids. The record is from RefSeq and is a predicted model, not a curated record. Lineage: Eukaryota; Metazoa; Chordata; Mammalia; Primates; Cercopithecidae. Gene Ontology annotation, molecular function: [heparan sulfate]-glucosamine 3-sulfotransferase activity.